Erinaceus europaeus (western European hedgehog) is the source of this 2328-nucleotide messenger RNA. RefSeq names its product leucine rich repeat containing 74A (gene LRRC74A). Bases 224 to 1858 code for a protein of 544 amino acids. The record is from RefSeq and is a predicted model, not a curated record. The transcript is spliced from 13 exons. NCBI's taxonomy places the organism in Eukaryota, Metazoa, Chordata, Mammalia, Eulipotyphla, Erinaceidae. Gene Ontology annotation, molecular function: protein binding.
UGACAGGGCCGGUUCGCUGUCCCUAUGACCCCAGUGCUGGCAGCCUCCCCCAGACAGAGGUCAAGUGCAUGCAAGACCAGGGCCCAACAGCGUCCGCUCAGCGGGGGUGUUGGGCUGGACGCAUAGCCGCAGGCCCUGCGGGGACCUGUCCCCCUCGAGGAUAGGGCUGAAACAGAGGGGGACAGACGGGUGACAAGCUAGCAGCAGCCCUCCCGAGAGCACCAUGGACAAUUACGAACUGCUCAAUUCAGAGGGCAAAGAUGGGAAGGCGCCUGCACCCACCUUGCAGAGCAGCGAUGAGACCCUCUACUGUGAGGCUGAGGCCUCCCUGGCUGUGGAGAAGGAAAAGCUGCCACCCGAGAGCUCGGAGACAGACCUGGAGAUUGAAGACACUGAGAAGUUCUUCACCACGGGGCAGCAGGAGAUGUACCUGGAAGCCUGCAGGCUGGUGGGCGUGGUUCCAGUCUCCCACUUCCUACGCAACAUGGAUGAAGCCUAUGUGAACCUCAACCACCAUGGGCUGGGCCCCAAUGGCAUCAAGGCCAUCGCCAUAGCCCUGGUGUCCAAUACUACGGUGAUCACCCUGGAAGUGGCGGACAACAACAUCCUGGACAAGGGCGCCAUGAGCCUGGUGGAGAUGCUACAGGAGAACUAUUACCUGCAGGAACUGAACAUGUCCGAAAAUAACCUCGGCUUCGAGGGGGCCAAAGUCAUCUCCCAGUUUCUCCAGAGAAACACCACUUCACUCUUGAACCUCCAGCUCUCGGGGAACAACUUUAAGGACAACUGUGCAGAGCUGCUUUGCCACGCCCUGUCGUUCAAUUACCACAUCAAGAUUCUGGACCUCAGCUACAACCAGUUCUCUGACAAGGCAGGAGAGCACUUGGGACAGAUGCUGGCCUUGAAUGUGGGGCUGCAGUCUCUGAACCUGAGCUGGAAUCACUUGCACUCAAGAGGAGCCAUCGCCCUGUGCAAUGGGCUGCGAGCCAAUGUGACCCUGCGAAAACUGGACGUGUCCAUGAACGGCUUUGGGAACGAGGCGGCGGCGGCACUCGGGGAGGUGCUCAGGACCAAUGCCUCGCUGGCCUACCUGGACGUCAGUAGCAACGGCAUCAGCAACGAGGGCAUCGCCAGGAUCAGCCGAGGGCUGGAGGUCAACGAGAGCCUCCGGGUGCUGAAGCUUUUCCUCAACCCGAUGAGCAUGGAAGGGGCUGUUCUGCUCAUUCUGUCCAUCAAGAGGAACCCCAAGUGCAAGAUGGAGGAACUCGACAUUUCCAAUGUGGUGGUGUCGGAGAACUUCACCAAGACUCUGGAAGGGGUGUACGCUGUGCACCCCCAGCUGGACGUGCUGUACAAGGGUCUGCAGGGCUUCUCUGUCAAGAAGACUGUCCACCAGUGGACCAACCUCAUGAAGCUCAUCCUGAACUAUGCAGACCAGAAUAAAAUCACCAUCGUGGACUUCUUCAAGAGCCUGAACCCCACGGGAGCCUUGAAGAUGCCCGUCGGCCAGUUCCGCAAGGCGCUGAUGCAGCAGACCAGGGUCCCCAUCCACCGGUCCCAGGUCCGGGAGCUGAUCAAGAAGUUGGACGACAAGGCCGGCAUGGUGGACUUCAGGUCAGCCCCCCACGGGCCUGGGGCCCCAGUGAGUCCUCUCCCUCUCUCUGCAUGCCUCCCUCCUACUCCCCUACCCCUCAGCACCUGGCUCGGUCUCAUGGAAGGGAGGCAGCUCCGAGCCCCAUUGCUGUGCAUCAAGCUGCUUCAGUUACCCGAUCUGUGCCGGGCGACCAAAUACAGUGCCGCUGGGAGGCGAGUUUGGGAAGGCUGGGUGGCUGGCGGCACACACACCGCAGACAUGUGAGCGCUUGCUCACACAGGCGCCAUGCACCACACACAGAAUCACGUUGUCACAGGGCUGGGAGGUGGCUAGACCACACACAUUGCCAUGUGCAAGGACCCGGGUUCAAGUCCCCGGCACCACAUCAGAGCACCAUGCACUGGGGAAACUCCAUGAAUGCUGUGAAGUCUCUACAUCUCUCUAUGUCUCUCUCUGUCUCUUUCUAUGUGAAAUUAAAAGGGAAAAAAAGGUGGGGAGUCGGGUGGUAGCACAGCAGGUUAAGCACAGGUGGCACAAAGUACAAGGACCUGAGUAAGGAUCCCGGUUCGAGCCCCCGGCUCCCCACCUGCAGGGGAGUCGCUUCACAGGCAGUGAAGCAGGUCUGCAGGUGUCUGUCUUUCUCUCCCCCUCUCUGUCUUCCCCUCCUCUCUCCAUUUCUCUCUGUCCUAUCCAACAACAACAACAUCAGUAACAACAAUAAUAACUACAACAAG